AAUGUUAAGCUCAUUUCGAAAACGUGCAGAAUUGGAAACUUCUACAAUAAACCGACGGAUAUCUGUGAAAGACCUCGGACAAGGAGACUUUCAGGGCUGGAUGUAUCAACGUGAGAGGAAAAGCCUGAUUGGGGCAAAUUGGCCGAAAAGGUGGUGUGUUCUGAAAAAGAACGUUCUGUUAGUAUAUAAAUCCCAAGAAUCAAAUGAAGCUCAUGCAAGAUGCAUAAUUUCUAAUGCUGAUUUUGUAAGUCCUGCUAAAUAUUUAUAUGCUUAUUCUUUUUUUUCUGAAAAAAGCGCAAUUGAAAUCGGACAAAAAAAUGAUCCACAGAAAACUGUUUAUUUUGCUACUGCACAAGCUGAUUUCCACAAUUGGUUGUUAAAUUUACAAGCUGCUCAUACUCUUUAUAAGAAAACCGAGGAAGAAGCUGACAGAGAUGAGGCAUAUAGUGAUACGGACGACGAAUCGUCCAAUAGAUCCCAAAAGUCAGUUACUUCUAGUAGAGAAGAAUUAGAUGAUAUGGGUACAUCUGAGAUUAUACAUCGUCGACAACAAAAAGUUGAAUUAGAAGAGAAAAAGAGCAUGUAUGAAGAAAAACUAGAGAGUAAAAAAGCAGAACUUGGAUAUAUUAAUAAUAUUUUAGAAUCAUACCAAAAUGAUACUGGAAGGUGCAAAGAACUUUUGAAAAAAUAUAGUCUACAGUAUCUUAGAGGAGUUUCCAAUAAUCGUGAAAAGAUAACUUCCUCUAAUUGCGAUGAUGAGUCGCAAUGCUAG
Messenger RNA from Dimorphilus gyrociliatus, 772 nucleotides. NCBI's taxonomy places the organism in Eukaryota, Metazoa, Annelida, Polychaeta, Dinophilidae. The record is from the annotation of a GenBank genome assembly.